AUUGCAAUGCUUUGCCCAACCCAAUGCACAUACGCCCUGCUCUCACGGCGUGGCCGUCCUCAUUCGAUACCGGGUCUAUCUGUCUGCGAUGCGUCAGGACGAUAGCGCGGGUGCAGCCCGCGCGGCGGACCUUCUCAUGCGCAACUAGGACCCGACAGAUUGCGGCCGCCAGAGACGAUGAGGUGGAUAAACGAUUCUUCUGGGCGAAUACCUUCCACAAUAGCAGCAGCAGGAGGAGGGGGAGAGAAUUGGGGAUACUGUCGCGAGUAGCGGCGAGGGAACCAUCAGGAGAUGUGCGGCAGACGGCACCAUCCUUGAUCGAAGAAGCGCCCCAUCGACGGCGGAAACGACUGAAAGCGGAGGCAGCAGCUGCAGAGGCGGCGGUAGAAGCACCUUUACCGCUCGAUGCCUCAUCACAGCUCUCCAGUGAUGCAGCAGCAGCACCAGCCAAGUCCUUCCGACGAGCCUUCUCGACCUACCUUUCCUUAUCCAAGCCACGACUGGCCUUUCUUGUAGUCCUAACGACGACCGCGUCGUAUUCCAUAUACCCCGUGCCAGCAUUGCUGAGCACCUCUGUCACUGAUGCGCCGUCACUGAGCACUUUGACUCUCCUGUUCCUCACGAGCGGGACGUUUUUGCAGAUAGCAUCUGCCAACACUCUGAACAUGCUGUUCGAACCUCAACACGAUGCGAAAAUGAGCCGCACGAGAAAUCGACCUCUGGUACGAGGUCUCAUCAGCAAGCGCAAGGCGCUAGUGUUCGCAGUUGCUACAGGUCUCAUAGGCACAGGCUUGCUAUGGUAUGGAGUGAAUCCCACCACGUCACUACUAGGCGCUGCCAACAUCGGGAUAUAUGCAGGAGCCUACACCGCGCUGAAGAGGAUACAUCCGGUCAAUACGUGGGUGGGGGCCAUCGUGGGAGCCAUUCCUCCGCUCAUGGGCUGGUGUGCAGCCGCAAGCCAAUACAGCACGACCGAUGCCAGUCAAGCAUCGGUGUGGGAUGAGGCCCAAGAGCUUCUCUUCACGCAACAAGCCAUUGGUGGGUGGUUGAUCGCAGGGAUCCUGUUCGCCUGGCAGUUCCCCCACUUCUUCGCAUUGGCACAUGCAGUUCGACAGGAAUAUGCUGGUGCGGGAUACAAGAUGCUCGUGUCGACGAACAUCCCCAUGGCUGCGAGAGUGUCCUUUAGGUACAGCUUGGCCAUGUUUCCAAUCUGUGCUGCUCUGAGCUACUAUCACGUCACUGAUCCGGCAUUUGUCGUGACUAGUUCCGUCAUUAAUGCGUGGAUGCUGAAGGAGGCUUGGAGGAUGUGGAGACUGAACGGCGAAAAGGGGUCUGCCCGGGCGCUGUUCUGGGCCAGUGUAUGGCAACUGCCCAUUGUAUUGGUCUUGGCCAUGGUGCAGAAGAAAGGGUUAGGGAGUCGACUAUGGAAAGCCACGUUUGGAGAGGAUGAGCUGGAUGACGAGUGGGAGGAAGCUUGAACCGCCGUCUUUCUCGACCGCAUCUGAUGCGUGUGCACCUUUUUUCUUGUCACGCGAUAGAUG
Messenger RNA from Sphaerulina musiva SO2202, 1541 nucleotides. RefSeq names its product mitochondria protoheme IX farnesyltransferase. The transcript has a single exon. Gene Ontology annotation, cellular component: mitochondrion; mitochondrial membrane. Gene Ontology annotation, molecular function: protoheme IX farnesyltransferase activity. Gene Ontology annotation, biological process: heme biosynthetic process. The record is from RefSeq and is a predicted model, not a curated record. Lineage: Eukaryota; Fungi; Ascomycota; Dothideomycetes; Mycosphaerellales; Mycosphaerellaceae. Bases 24 to 1478 code for a protein of 484 amino acids.